Girardinichthys multiradiatus is the source of this 1654-nucleotide messenger RNA. Its product is annotated as GTPase IMAP family member 4-like. NCBI's taxonomy places the organism in Eukaryota, Metazoa, Chordata, Actinopteri, Cyprinodontiformes, Goodeidae. Gene Ontology annotation, molecular function: GTP binding. The coding region runs from base 271 to 1365 and encodes 364 amino acids. The record is from RefSeq and is a predicted model, not a curated record. The transcript has 3 exons.
CAAUAGGCUUUUGCUUCGCCAUGAUAACAUUUUCUCUAUGGUAUUUAGUGGAUUAAAUAACUUUCUAUCAGUUCACAAUGCGCGUCAGCGUGGAGCUCCGCUCUGGUCCUCCUUGCUACAUCUGCGCUCUGACGCUAGAUGGACAUUUAAUGAUUUUUACGUACAAGAGGACAUCGGAAUCACAGCAAGAAAACACGCAAUCCGUGUGUCCUUCAUUAUCUGCUACUGAAUAAUCACGAUAGUCGAGGCUUUUUGCAUUUUCCUGAUAGGAUGUCAUCAGAAAAUACUGCGUCACACGAAGUCAGCCCAAAAUCCCUCAUUUCAAAGACUGAUCCUUUGGGGAUUGUUCUGCUGGGCAGGACUGGGACAGGCAGAAGCUCCUCCGGAAACAUGAUCCUGGGUAGACCAGCCUUCUGGGUCGAGUUGUCCCCCUCCUCUAAAACCACAAGGUGCAGGAGACAGACCGGGAUAGUAGGCAGUCGAAGUGUCUCAGUAAUCGACACCCCGGGGUUCUUCCAUACAGACCUGUCCCCACAGGAUGUCAUGGCAGAGGUGGGUCAGAGUGUCAGCUUGUACUCUCCUGGACCCCAUGUGUUUUUGGUGACCCUACAGCUUGGCAGGUACACGCAGGAGGAGAGAGAGGCCUUGGAGUGGAUGAAGGCGAUGUUUGGGCCAGAGGUAUCCAGGUUUACCAUGGUCCUGUUCACCUGGGGGGACCAGCUGCAAGGCAAAUGUGUCGAGUCCUUCCUGGAAGAGAGUCCAGAACUGUCUGAGUUUGUCAGCAGCUGCCAUGGGGGGUAUCAUGUCUUUGACAACAGCAGGCAGGAAGAAAUGUCAGGGCACUCCGAGCAAGUCAUGCAACUUCUGAAGAAGAUUGACGAGAUUGUUUCAAACAACCAAGGCGACUGCUACAGCAAUGUGAUGUACAAGGAGGCUGAAAGUGCCAUAAGGGAGACACGGGAGAGGAUGCUGGAGGAAAGAGGACACAAACUUCAGGAGGCAGAAGGAGAGCAGAACACAGCAGACAUGGAGAGAACAAGGAAGGAGGAAGAAGAGGCCAGGAAGAGAGCUGAGAGGCUUUUUUGGUGCGAGCUCAUGGCUGCACUGGGCAGAGGCGCUGCGGAGGGGGCGGGCAUCAUGGGCAAGGAUAAAAGCAAACAAGUUAAGAAGGCGAAAGUGGUGGAAAAGGCGAUGGGUCUGGCGGUUUCACCUUUCUUCAUGAAAUCAGCUGCAAAAGUGCUGGAAGGAGCAGUGAAAGAAGGAAGCAAGCUGCCCAGCCCUGCUUGGCCUGUAGACCAGAAGAUCUGGGAGUGCAUCUUGUUAGGUAAGACUAACUUCUUAUUUUUGUUUUGUUUUGUUUUCUAGGGCCACCUCCCUAUUUUUACAGCAGCCACAAUUUAUAGCAACAAGUCCUUAAUCUAUGAGACCUGACUCUGAUUGUGCUAUUCAUAUGUGAAGCUAUUUGGGAUUCUGAAGUUGCUGUGUUAGCUGAGGUGUGUUGCAUGUUAACUUUGCUGUGAAUAUUGCAUUGGUCAGAUUUUUUUUUUCUGCUCUCGGUGGAGGAGGACGCUUUUUCUCUGUCUCCCGCCCCCUCCCAUAUCUACCCUGCUUCAGCUCUGUGUCUUGUCUUCUUUUUGGAGCCUCUUCUUGCAUA